GGUAUAUAAGGGACAAGUCACAUAUAUCCAGCGCGUUUUGCCAAUCACAGACCACUUGUUCCACAGAAGGGGAAUUCAAUCUCACUCUAGAGCACAGACGUCUAAAGAAAAUGAAGACCUUGCAAGUUCUUUUUGUCGCCCUCGGUGUGACUGCUGUUGUUUCAGCUCAGUGGGGUGAUGAUCAUAAACCACCCAGACCCUACCCACCCAAACGACAACAGAUCAGCUACGGCUACCAACAGCCAAGUUACCAACAGCCAACCUACCCACCUCCAACGUACCAUCCACCUACUUACCAGUGCAGACAUGAAUACUUCCAGUGUCCACCCCUGAACAAGGUGUACCGCGUGGACGGCUACGGCAAGCACACUAAGGUCUACGCUCCAAACCGUUUCUACUACGAGCAUAGCGACCCACGCUGCUACAUCCAGUGUGACGAAGCUGGUAACGCCUUCUUCAGACCUUGUCCUUACGGCCAGGUGUACAAUAGAUACUUGACUGACUACAACAUUGUUAAUGUCUGCGUGUCAGACGGCAGUGGUGCUCACUAAGUUGACGGUGUGACAUGUCUUCGUUUUCCACUUCGAAUAUAGUGGUUAAAUAAGGCACCGAAUGCGAUCAACCACAUCUCUUUACUGAGAACGAAGCCAAGCUCUUAUUGGUUAGAUUUUUAAUCAAUUAACCGCCCCACUUCAACGUAUCACUGAAAAGGACGCUUUAUGCUCUUAGUCGCUUUGCACCUGGGGUAUUACAUCGAAUUUUUGAUGAUUGAAGAUCAACAACGUUUAUAUCGUUACAAGAAUAUGUUUCAAGAAUGAGGAUUACCGCAGGCUAUUUUGUUAUAAUUUUGAACAGCUUCAUUGUAUUGUAGAUUUUACAUGAGAGCAAUAAAAUAAAAGCAACACA
This is a messenger RNA of Lingula anatina, 906 nucleotides long. RefSeq lists its product as uncharacterized. The record is from RefSeq and is a predicted model, not a curated record. NCBI's taxonomy places the organism in Eukaryota, Metazoa, Brachiopoda, Lingulata, Lingulida, Lingulidae.